Messenger RNA from Cryptomeria japonica (Japanese cedar), 2181 nucleotides. RefSeq names its product protein TIC 22, chloroplastic. Gene Ontology annotation, cellular component: chloroplast. Bases 600 to 1721 code for a protein of 373 amino acids. NCBI's taxonomy places the organism in Eukaryota, Viridiplantae, Streptophyta, Pinopsida, Cupressales, Cupressaceae. The record is from RefSeq and is a predicted model, not a curated record. The transcript is spliced from 8 exons. Gene Ontology annotation, biological process: protein transport.
ACAACACAACAGAAAACUUUCCGUUGGAUCAGAUAUCUUGACCUAAGGAUGAAUGUUUUUUUCUGAAGUGCUGGCAGACUAAAAACAUUAUAAUUCUCUCUAUUUUUUUUCCUCAAAUUUAUUAAAAACAACACAACAGAAAACUUUCCGUUGGAUCAGAUAUCUUGACCUAAGGAUGAAUGUUUUUUUCUGAAGUGCCGGCAGACUAAAAACACACCUUCAUCCUCGUGUCAAACGGUGGCAGCAUACACUCAACUUUUAACCUCCAUUCCCUUAGCUGAACGGCACACCCGCUGCACUUUUAACAGUGCAGAUGCUAGGUGUAAUUGCAAUCAAACUUUGAUUUUAAAUGUUGCACGGCAAACAUACAAAUACAGUGACUUUUUAGUUAGUUAACAUCGGUAGAGCACUUUUAAACACUAUCCAUAAUUUUUUUUAUGGUUUGUUGAGAUAUCAUAUAGAACACAACCAACCCAUUUUCCUGAAUGAAGCAGCAAAUUCUAGACAGAAAAAUGUUAUGAUAUACUGACCACUCAACAGGCAAUUAACACAGGCUGCCAAUCACUCAGCGUGACAACGUGAGUAAUAUUAAAGGUAAAAUGCAUAUAAAUAUGAAAGAAAGGAAUAUAGAGGUACAGCCCAAUCAACAUCACUGGGACAAUCUUCAUGCUGAGCUUAGACAGCCAAUUUCUACGAUAGUUUUUGGUAUCCAGCAGCAAUGGAAGGGAGCCCAGAACCAUUUUCAUACUCAUUUGAGCAAUUGCAUCAAUCAAUUCCAUAAAAAAAUUCAAGUACCCAAUGUGGUGCAAGGACUUGGACUGGCCUCUGGUCGCUAUUGGCAUACCCAAUUGAAGAAAACCUUCGAAACUGUAGGAAAUGGAUUGAAAGCAGGGAAAGAAAAAAUUACAGAGGGAAUUCGAUUGGGGUCUGAAGGAAAUACAUGGAAUGCAGGCAGGGAAAGGUUUAUAGAGGCCGUUCGAAUGGGGUCUCAAGGAAAUGCGUUGAAAGUAGGGAAGGAAAAUUUUAGCAACCAUCUUGAGCCUAGACACCUAUUUGACCUGGCAAUGUGUGCCGAAGAGGUUUCUAAAAGGUUGGAUGGAAUACCAGUCUACACAGUAAGCAAUUCCGCCAAUGAGUUUGUUUUGGUUUCGGAUAUGAACUACCAGAGGUCUAUUGGGUUGUUUUGUUUCAGGAAAGAGGAUGCAGAGUCUCUUCUUUUCCAGGUUAGCAGAAAAGAGCCAGGUUUAGGCAAUGGGGCGAAGGUGGUUGCAGUAUCUCUCAAUAAGGUCUAUGAGCUUCGAAAACAGGGUUUGACCCUAAGGUUUUUGCCUGACCCUCAUCAAGUGAAGAAUGCUCUCGAGGCGGCUUCAAAAGCAGGAGUUCCUGGACAGUCAUUUCCUGGGGUACCUGUUUUUCAGUCGGACCAUCUAAUAAUAAGGAGCAAAGAUAAGCGGUUUCGGCCACUUUUUUUUAGUAAGGAGGAUUUAGAGAGUUCUCUCAGUCAAGCUUCUCAGCAGCAAAAGGGAUUAUAUCCUUCUCUUGAAAUUAAUACAGAUAUUCAGGUUGGGAGCUUUGAAGAUGUAAUUAAGAAGAUGGAGAAUAGUGAGGACAGCUCGGGAUGGGAGGACAUUGUGUUCAUUCCUCCCGGCCUCGAUGUUUUUAGUCAAGCAGCGAAGAAAACCUCAGCUCAUAUUCCGAGCAACGGUUCUACUUUUGGUUGAAUUGUAUAAUUAUCAUCUUGUGUGUUGAAGAUCGCAUUUGGGGUGCCAGGUCUGCUUCUAUUGCUCUCAUCCAUGCUCAUGGUUACUACAAAAUUUUCUGUAAUGGCUCAAAUUCAUACAGAUGAGAUGGCCACAGAAAAGAGCUCCAUGGAUGGUUAGCUUUCUUUUUGAUUGACAAAGAAAAGUAGUGCAGAUCUUUAAACAGAAUGUAUAAAACAAUGUACUUUGGAAAUAUACUUACAGUAACUUAUUUCUUGCUUCAACAGAGGCACAUUGCUAAUCGAGUCUUCAUAUUUGGUGGGAAGUGGAGUUUUCAUUUUUCAUUUGGCAUUGCUGAGUGAAAGUCAUUUUCUUACGUGAUUUUAAGUUUGAAACAUGAAAUUGCCUUGGAAAGCCCAUUUCUGUGCUACAGAUACAAUAAUUGGAAAUUAGAAACAGCUAGUUGGCUGUCUCAUGCAAA